Messenger RNA from Staurois parvus, 559 nucleotides. NCBI's taxonomy places the organism in Eukaryota, Metazoa, Chordata, Amphibia, Anura, Ranidae. The record is from the annotation of a GenBank genome assembly.
AAAUUUGCCUGGAUAGGAAGGGGGGAAAGUGUCCGGACUGGAAGGGGGGGAAAGUGUCCGGACUGGAAGGGGGGGAAAGUGUCUGGACUGGAAGGGGGGGAAAGUGUCCGGACUGGAAGGGGGGGAAAGUGUCCGGACUGGAAGGGGGGAAAGUGUCUGGACAGGAAGGGGGGGAAAGUGUCCGGACUGGAAGGAGGUGAAAGUGUCCGGAGUGGAAGGGGGGGAAAGUGUCCGUACUGGAAGGGGGUGAAAGUGUCCGGACUGGAAGGGGGGAAAGUGUCUGGACAGGAAGGGGGGGAAAGUGUCCGGACUGGAAGGAGGUGAAAGUGUCCGUACUGGAAGGGGGUGAAAGUGUCCGGACUGGAAGGGGGGAAAGUGUCCGGACUGGAAGGGGGUGAAAGUGUCCGGACUGGAAGGGGGUGAAAGUGUCCGGACUGGAAGGGGGGGGAAGUGUCCGGACUGGAAGGGGGGAAAGUGUCCGGACUGGAAGGGGGGGAAAGUGUCCAGACUGGAAGGGGGGGAAAGUGUCCAGACUGGAAGGGGGGGAAAGUGUCCAGAC